UCUGGGUCAUAAAGUUUUGUGCCAUACAAAAAGUGUAAUGCGAUCUCACCAUGUUUUUGUGGAAUAUAUGACGCGAAAGUGCCACUUGCUGGUUAUUCUAGAGGAGCUUGUGAAUGCAAAAUGAUGUGUUAUUUGAACGUUUGAAAAGGUGGACGCAAUAGUGUUAAUAGCGAAUUGUAAUGUGGCAGUUGUUUCUAAGUUUGUUUUUCAAUACACGGAUCAUAAGACUUUCAGUGCGCUGAAACGACGUAAAAUGUACAUGAAUGCCUGAGACACUUCUACAAUAAAUGCGGUGUACAAAAAUUUCAAUUCGGCUAACAAAAGUCACUACACAAUGCGGAUUAAGGAGUUGGAUCUGUUUGACAUUUAAAUGCCUAAGCUCCUAAAGAAAACAAAAUCGCCAUGCUAUAUGUCGUUAGCGCCAUUUAAACAGGGAACAUAGGAUGAUCAUAGAACGUAAGUAAGGCCUUCAAAAGACAAAAAUGAUAACAAGAAAUCAGGAGCGCCGAUUCAGAAUUGACAUUGCCAUCAGGGAUGUGAUGACAAAAACUUUCCAGCAUUUUUUAGCAAAACACAUUCUCCCUGCUGAUCUUAUAAAUGAAAUUGAAAGACGAAGACAUAAACAUUUAUCUGAAGAAGACAAGAAAACUAUUCAGAGUGGAAACUUCGACAAGUUUGAUGUAACGCUAUUGAACAAAUUGUUUGUAAAUUACGGGGAUAUUAUAUUUGAAAAUGGAUUACACAUCGUCUGCUCAAAGGAAAUGCCAUAUCCUAAUCACGUUACCGUUUCGGACGAUUUUAACAGAUUGCGUAUCUAUAGGAAUAAGUAUGUUCAUCAAAUACAUACUGAAAACGAAGACAUCGCCAUUGAAGCAAUGGAAGGAAUUAAACAGGAUUUUAUUGACAUUUGUUUACGCAUGAAAGAAAGAAAUUUACCUGAAUAUAAAAAAGUGGAAUAUGUGGCACAGCUACAAGUUAUUUUCAACAGUGAUCUUGAUCGGAUUGAGGAACUGCACAAACGAGUAACCAACCUAGAAAGAGCUAGAAAAAGACUGGUGGAAGAAGAUAUACAGUUUAAUGGAAAUUCUAAAAGGAGGAAAAAGAGAAUACUGACAUCAAUAAAUAAUUUAACAGAAAAUACAAAGCAAAUGAGAAAAUCAAAAGCACUUUUAAUGGUUGGAGAAUAUGGGGUAGGAAAAUCCUCAUUUGUGAAUACAGUUCUUACUGCCAUAACGGGAAUAUAUCAUGAACACUGUGAAGUUGCCCAAGCCAGCUCAAGCAAGACCAACUAUUUAGAUGUUAAAUGCCCUGCAGAGUAUUUAAAAAUCACGACAGACGAAGACGAUAAGUUGUGGUACCCAACUUUUGUGGAUAUGGUCGGAAUGGACAAAGCCAAUUUUUCCCCAUUUGACAUCAUUCUUGAAUACAUUUUGGAUGGAAAACUAAAACCAUUUACCGAUCUGACCGACUUUUGCAACAAUAUUAAAAAAGGUCGCAAAAUGGUGCAGAUGGAAAAAAGGGAAGGUCCUAUUGUCGAUGCCAUUGUCUUCCUCUUGGCUCCAAAAAGCGGGCAAAAUCCAACAGUUCUAAUGGAAAACAUAAAUAUUGUUCUUAAAAGAUCUGCUAAAGAAAUACCCAUUUUUGUAGUAAUGACAAAAAUGGAUGAAUGUGAUUUAGCGGAGGAGGCUAUAAGGGAUCUAAAAAGAAAUAUUUGCAGCUCGUUUGUUAUAAACAUGGAUCGUAUUCUCGAGUGUGUAAAUUACAAGAGGUCUGAUACACAAUCUGGUUGGUGGGAUAACAAUGCCGUGGAAAAGGUUUUGAACUUCCUUACAUCAAUCUGUGAUCCUCAUCUUCAACGAAGAGAUUUGAUACGUAUGGAAUUUGAAAAGGAAACAUCGUUUAUUCACGUUGACGGAGAAAAAGUACUUAAAUUUGCAGUACUUGUCUUAAUAUUAUCAAUUCUAGGUUACCUACUUUCGAUUCUUAUUAGUAAAGUGUCAAUUACCAGAGCAGGAAAUAUGCGUUUUUUAAAUGAAACUCGUUAAAAUGUAGUUUAAAAGAAAGUUUGAUUGAUACUUAUAUGAUAAAGUAGAGCGAUGCAUGUUAUACAGCUGAAAACAAUUCAUUAGUAAUUAUAAAUGACCAUAUAAUCAGCAGCUGAUUAUCAUGUACUGUAGAGUGAAUGUUUCAUCAAAGUAUGGAUUUAUAUUUACAUCACCAAAGUAUAUCAUCAAACAAUCUUAAAGUUCAUUUUAAUUGUGUUGACUGUUUGUAAUAUAUAUCGCAUGUUGGACUAUUAUAUUGAAGAAGUGUGGCUUGCAUACUGAUUUGUUUUUUGUUCGUUUUUUGUUCAGUUUUUUGUUUUGGAUAUGUUAAAUUUUGGAUCAAUUCUUAUUUGUUAUCAUUAAAGCUGAACACCGUUCGUAAAUAGGGAUUGUCAUCCGGGCCAAAUACCGAUAUAUAAACCUUCUGAUUUUGUUACAUCCGAUUGCACACCUGAAACUGGUGGCCGACGUAUAGUACCGGGUAUUCCUUUCGUGGUCUAUGGAUUUUAUGCAUUUAUUUCUUAUAAUAUGUUUAUGUUCUGUUUGUAAAUAAUGUAUUGACUUUUUUUUUUUUUGAUGUUAGUACUUUUCUUGCUUGACAAAAGUGCGUAAUAUUUAAUAAUUUCAACUCUACCAAAUAACAAAGCAAGACAAUAUGUACGUCAAAACAUGCGACACCUUUUCAGCGAAAUGCUUUAAACUGCUUAGAGGUCUGCAGCUUAUAUAAGGGUUCUUUGGAUAGCGCUGAUAAAAAAUGAAUAUGGCAGACUUGCCUAUUUACGAGCGGUGUCAGCUUUAACACAUGUCUUGCAUAUUCAAAAUUUGAACCCCCCCC
Molecule: messenger RNA, 2880 nt
Organism: Magallana angulata
Lineage: Eukaryota; Metazoa; Mollusca; Bivalvia; Ostreida; Ostreidae
Exons: 8
Coding region: 483-2045 (520 amino acids)
Source: RefSeq, a predicted model, not a curated record